UCAAUUAAAAUUGUAAUAAAAUGGGUUAGCUUAAAUACAAACGUUUACAAAAAUUAAUUAGUUCAGUGCUCGGCCUGUACUAAAAUGGUCAGAAAUGAGUUCCAUUUCAAAAGUAACAUUAUCGGGAAGAAACGGUGGAAAUUCAAUGAAAGUUUUAUUUGGAGCGUGACAGUGUUGAGUUUUGUGAAUCAGGGAUAUGUUGAAGGAAAUGAAGAAUGUCACCUUAAACUUUGUACAUCCAAUGAAUGUCUUCGAGCUGCAGCAAAUCUUAAGCUCUCAAUGGAUCCUGAAGUUGAUCCUUGCGAUGAUUUCUACAAAUAUGCUUGUGGAAAAUGGUCAGACGUCCACCCCAACAUCAGACUGGAUCCAACUUAUGAUGCUUACGAUUCAAUAGAUGAUAAAAUUGCUGUAGCUACCAAAAAGAUUCUCAUGGAGGAAUACAACUUGGGAGAACCCCGAGCCUUGCAGAAAAGUAGAUCUUUAUAUUGGUCUUGUACAGAUAUGGGUUGCUCUACACUUCGAACGUGUAUUUUUAUAAAUGAUAUCGAUAUCAUUAGUGGUAUGUGCGCUGACUGCGAGGGAAAAGGUUAUAUCUUCGAAGUCUCGACUAAGACUAACCGAUAUAUUGUGAAGACGAACAUUAUCAAAUAUAUUUUAACUCAAGUAACAAUGAACAAAACAGGUACAAUACCUAGUGAUUCAGUCUUAGAGAAUGCAGUGAAUGCCAUAAAGGAAAUUGAAAGCUUUCUAGAAGAGAUUUACUUGAAUUAUACCCUCACAGGUGAAGAAGACUCCUAUUCCAUAACCUUGGAAUAUCUACAGUCACAAACGGAUGACUAUUUAUCAACUUCGUUGCCGAAUUUUUGGCCGAAAUACAUCAAAUACUUGUUCAGUGGAAGUCACAUUAAGAUUCGUCCGAAAAACGUAUCGGUGUACACCACCACAGGAGAUUUUGAGUAUUUGAACUUGGUGUUGGAGUAUCUUUCAACUACUCCCGACAUCAAUAUAGAACUGUAUAUGUGGUGGGUAACAGUUGAGAAGAUGAUUUUGAGUACCUCCUCAGAUAUUAUAUAUUAUGUGACGAAAGAAACUAAUGACAGUUAUGAAACGUAUACAGGGUCUGAAGAGCAAUGUAUAAGUAUAGCAAAAAAGUAUAUGGGAUACGCAAUCACGUAUGCUCUGGCUGAGGAACUUUAUCCCAAUACAACGAAACUGAAAGUUGGUCGAAUGCUCAAAAGAUUGAAAACAGCUUUUGAGAAUCAUGUUACUAAUUUGGAUUGGAUGGAUAAUGCUACGAAGAAAGUAACAUUGCAGAAGAGCAGAGAGAUGAUAAGUUUUCUUGGAUAUCCAGACUGGCUUUUCGAGAAAGGAGCAUUGGACAAAUAUUAUGAUGGACUUGAAAUCCUAACAUAUACGUAUUUGGAAAAUUUGGUUAACAGAAUAUCACAUUACAAUUUGGAUAUAUUGAAUUCGUUCAACAAAACACACAAAAGAAGUUGGUAUAACGACGCUUUCGAUGAGAGUGAACCCAUUUCUGCUAACGCUUUCUAUUCAGCUAAGGACAAUGCCAUGGAUAUACCAAUGGGACUUUUGACAUUUCCAAUGUAUGAUUUGGGACUGGAGGUUCUGAACUAUGGUGCACUGGUAACAACUUUAGGACAUGAACUUACGCAUGGCUUUGACAACCGCGGAAGACAACGAGAUAAAUAUGGAAAUUAUAGACAAUGGUGGAGCAACAGCACAAUAGAAGCGUUCACAGACUUGGUAGAAUGCUUCGUUGAACAAUUUAAUAAUUUCACAGUUGAAGGGGUGAAACCAAGGGUAGAUGGAGAACGGACUCUAAGUGAAAAUGUAGCAGAUAAUGGAGGUCUCAAUCAAGCAUUUUCUGCUUACAAAAGUUUUCAAGAAACAUCUCCAAAAGAACCAAAGUUACCUGGAUUUGAAAAUUUCAGUGAUGAUGAGAUGUUCUUCAUUGCAUAUGCUAGUACGUGGUGCAAGACAACCACGAAAACGGCAUUGGAAAUGUCUUUGACAGAGGGCAAUUACGCUCCAUUUUCUGUAAGAUUACUGGCGAGCUUGCAGAAUUCGGAAGAUUUUUCCAGAGUAUUCAACUGUUCCGUAGGAAGUUUCAUGAACCCAGAGAAGAAAUGCAGAAUAUGGUAAAGAUGAAACAAACAUGAAAAUAUAUUUAUAAUAAGUGUCUAGUUAUUUCAAAUUUUACUGUAUGGUCGUUUGUACUCAUCAUUUUCUUGUUGCACAAUAUGUUAUUAAAAAUGGAAAGAUAAAAAUUGGCUCCAAACAUUCAUUUGUUCAAAGUUAUCGUACCUGUUUCUCUGGAAAAAGCUACCACUUAACUAUGCAGUACUGACAAUUUUGUUGGAAAUCUUUACAAAAUAAAACUAUUAAAUGCAUAUAUAAAUUGCCGUACAUAGAACCAACAGUGAAUUUGUAUACCUAAACCAAAAAAUUUAUUAGAUUUAAACACCCUAUACAAAUAAAAAAAUUUUUGUUUCAUUCAUUCAACAUUCAAUAAC
Molecule: messenger RNA, 2534 nt
Organism: Leptinotarsa decemlineata (Colorado potato beetle)
Lineage: Eukaryota; Metazoa; Arthropoda; Insecta; Coleoptera; Chrysomelidae
Product: endothelin-converting enzyme homolog
Biological process (GO): protein processing
Cellular component (GO): plasma membrane
Molecular function (GO): metalloendopeptidase activity
Source: RefSeq, a predicted model, not a curated record